Messenger RNA from Brenthis ino (lesser marbled fritillary), 570 nucleotides. Lineage: Eukaryota; Metazoa; Arthropoda; Insecta; Lepidoptera; Nymphalidae. The record is from the annotation of a GenBank genome assembly.
AUGGCACGAAAUUCAAUGCUGAAUAGCGAUGAAAUAUCCGCUAUUAUAAAUGAUGAACUGAAUGAGGACAAUUUUGAGGGCGAUUCUGCCAGCGAAACCGAAGACUUCGUCGAGGAAGAUUGUGUCCAAGACGAUGAAAAUUAUGAGCCUUCGGACUCUGAAGAUGAUCUUCCAGCAGAUCCACAAGUCACAGCACAGGUGCUUGCCUCCAGCUCGCCCACAAAUCAGCUUCUUGCAGAACCUUGGCUAAAAGUAAGACUGGCAGUUACAACCAUGCCUAGACACGUAAUUGACAAUAUCCAUAGUGUUCUACAGUUCCAACAAUCCCGAACUUUGACUAAUUCAAGAGCUGGCCCUGAACCUGAAGUACCUGGUACAUCAUCAGAUAUUGAACCUGGUAACCCUGAAGUAGCUUCGACAUCUACGGCAACAGAAGCGCGUAAGAGGAAAACGUGUAGUCAAUGUCAUUAUAAAAAAAAGCGUAUGACAAAAACGAUAUGUGCCACUUGUAAGAAACCGAUUUGUGGUGAACAUAAGGUUGAUUUAUGCAUUACUUGUGCCAAAGAUAAA